Molecule: messenger RNA, 6731 nt
Organism: Eptesicus fuscus (big brown bat)
Lineage: Eukaryota; Metazoa; Chordata; Mammalia; Chiroptera; Vespertilionidae
Gene: NRCAM
Product: neuronal cell adhesion molecule
Exons: 31
Coding region: 531-4397 (1288 amino acids)
Biological process (GO): brain development; cell-cell adhesion
Molecular function (GO): cell-cell adhesion mediator activity
Source: RefSeq, a predicted model, not a curated record
CGAGGGCGGGAGCGGCGGGGGCGCGCCGGCGCGGGGCCGGUCCUGCUUCCCCGGGUCGCCGGCUGACGCGCGCCGCAGUCAGAGCCCCAGACGCGCGGGCGCAGGGACGCGGGGCCGCCGGAGGCGACAGCUUCCCCACGAACGGAGGACAUCCGCGCUGCGGGCUCUCCGGCCCCCGCUCCGGGCUGAGCGGCGGGCACCGCGGACGAACGAAUCUUUGUGAUACUCUUCUUCAGCAGCCCCCACCCUUGUUUGCUGAAGACUUUCACCAAAGCUGCUGUCAGCUAUUGGCAUCAUCCUGAGAAAAAGACAGCUUCAAAAAUCAGUGAAACCUUCAGGAAACCCUUGGCCCAGCAGAUCUUCCAAAGAGCAAUAUUGAGAAGACAUUUGGUUUUAAGUAUUAAAAAGAAGAACAACGUAUUCAGACCUUCAAAGUUUCCUGCAUGAAAAUUAUUGAGACAUUGCACACAAAUCUUUUGUGAAAGAAGAAAAGGAAAUUCAGCUUGUGGGUCUCAGCAGGAGUUAAGCUAAUGCAGCUGAAAAUAAUGCCGAAAAAGAAGCGCUUAUCUGCAGGCAGAGUGCCCCUGAUUCUCUUCCUGUGCCAGAUGAUUAGUGCACUGGAUGUGCCUCUUGAUUUGGUACAACCUCCAACCAUCACUCAACAGUCUCCAAAAGAUUACAUUAUUGACCCUCGAGAGAACAUUGUAAUCCAAUGCGAGGCCAAAGGGAAACCUCCUCCCAGCUUCUCCUGGACCCGAAAUGGUACUCAUUUUGACAUAGAUAAAGACCCUCUCGUCACCAUGAAGGCUGGCUCAGGAACCCUCAUAAUUAACAUUAUGAGCGAAGGGAAAGCGGAGACCUAUGAAGGAGUCUAUCAGUGUACAGCCAGGAACGAACGUGGAGCUGCAAUUUCUAAUAACAUUGUUGUUCGUCCAUCCAGGUCACCGUUGUGGACCAAAGAAAAACUUGAACCAAUAACACUUCGAAGUGGCCAGUCUUUGGUACUUCCCUGCAGACCUCCGAUUGGAUUACCACCAGCUAUAAUAUUCUGGAUGGAUAAUUCCUUUCAAAGACUUCCACAGAGUGAGAGGGUUUCCCAGGGUCUGAAUGGAGACCUUUAUUUUUCCAAUGUUCUCCCAGAGGAUUCCCGCGAAGACUAUAUCUGUUACGCCAGAUUUAACCACACUCAAACCAUACAGCAGAAGCAACCUAUUUCUGUGAAGGUGAUUUUAGUGGAUGAAUUGAAUGACACUAUAGCAGCUAAUUUGAGUGACACUGAGGUUUAUGGUGCUAAAUCAAGUAGAGAGAGGCCACCAACAUUUUUAACUCCAGAAGGCAAUGCAAGUAACAAAGAGGAAUUAAGAGGAAAUGUUCUUUCGUUAGAAUGCAUUGCAGAAGGACUGCCUACGCCAAUUAUUUACUGGAUAAAAGAAGAUGGAACACUACCCAUCAACCGGACAUUUUACAGGAACUUUCAGAAAACUCUGCAGAUCAUUCAGGUUUCAGAAGCAGACUCGGGAAAGUACCAGUGUAUAGCCAAAAAUGCGUUAGGAGUCGUCCAUCACACCAUUUCUGUCACAGUAAAAGCGGCUCCAUACUGGAUCAUGGCACCUCAAAAUCUUGUGCUGUCCCCAGGAGAGGACGGGUCCCUGAUCUGCAGAGCUAACGGCAACCCCAAACCCAGAAUUAGCUGGUUAUCGAAUGGAGUCCCAAUAGAAAUUGCCCCUGAUGACCCCAGCAGAAAAAUAAGUGGAGAUACCAUUAUUUUUUCAAGUGUUCAAGAACGAUCCAGUGCCGUGUAUCAGUGCAAUGCCUCUAAUGAAUAUGGAUAUUUAUUGGGAAAUGCAUUUGUAAAUGUGCUGGCUGAGCCCCCACGCAUCCUUACAUCUGCAAACACACUCUAUCAGGUCAUCGCAAACAGGCCUGCUCUACUAGACUGUGCCUUCUUUGGGUCUCCUCUGCCUACCAUUGAGUGGUUCAAAGGAACUAAAGGUAGUGCUCUUCGUGAAGACACUUACGUUUUACAUGAAAAUGGAACUUUGGAAAUUCCUGUGGCCCAAAAGGACAGCACAGGAACGUAUACAUGUGUUGCAAGGAAUAAGUUAGGAAUGGCAAAAAAUGAAGUUCACUUAGAAAUCAAAGAUCCAACGAGGAUCGUUAAACAGCCUGAAUAUGCAGUUGUGCAAAGAGGCAGCACAGUGUCCUUUGAAUGCAAAGUGAAACACGAUCAUACCUUGAUCCCUACUGUCACCUGGCUGAAGGACAACGGUGAGCUGCCCAGUGAUGGAAGGUUCACUAUUGACAAGGACCAUUUGGUGGUAGCUGAUGUAAGUGAUAAUGAUGGUGGGACCUACACGUGUGUGGCCAACACAACUCUGGACAACGUUUCUGCCAGUGCUGUGCUCAGCGUUGUCGAUGUCCCAAAUCCUCCCUUUGAUCUAGAAUUGACAGAUCAACUCGACAAAAGUGUUCAGCUGUCAUGGACCCCAGGCGAUGACAACAACAGCCCUAUUACAAAAUUCAUCGUUGAAUAUGAAGAUGCAAUGCACGAGGCGGGGCUGUGGCACCACCAAACGGAAGUUCCGGGGACGCAGACCACAGCCCAGCUGAAGCUGUCUCCAUACGUGAACUACUCCUUCCGAGUGAUGGCAGAGAACAGCCUGGGGAGGAGCUUGCCCAGCGAGGCAUCUGAACAGUAUUUGACCAAAGCUGCAGAACCAGAUAAAAAUCCCAUGACUGUGGAAGGACUAGGAUCAGAGCCCGAUAAUUUGGUGAUUACGUGGCAGCCCUUGAAUGGUUUCGAAUCUAAUGGGCCAGGCCUUCAGUACAAAGUGAGCUGGCGCCAGAAAGAUGGUGAUGAUGAAUGGACAUCUGUGGUUGUGGCAAAUGUAUCCAAAUAUAUUGUCUCGGGCACACCAACCUUUGUUCCAUACCUGAUCAAGGUCCAGGCUCUGAAUGAUGUGGGGUUUGCUCCAGAGCCAGCUGUAGUUAUGGGACAUUCUGGAGAAGACCUCCCCAUGGUGGCUCCUGGGAAUGUGCAUGUGACCGUGGUGAACAGUACCUUAGCUGAGGUGCACUGGGACCCAGUGCCUCUGAAAAGUGUCCGAGGACACCUGCAAGGCUAUCGGAUUUACUACUGGACGGACCAGAAUUCAUCAAAAAGAAACAGACGCCACAUUGAGAAAAAGAUCCUCACUUUCCAGGGCAGCAAGACCCACGGCAUGCUGCCGGGGCUGGAGCCCUUCAGCCACUACACACUGAACGUCCGCGUGGUCAAUGGGAAAGGGGAGGGCCCGGCCAGCCCCGACCGAGUAUUUCAUACACCAGAAGGAGUUCCCAGUGCCCCGUCCUCCUUGAAGAUUGUUAACCCAACACUAGACUCUCUCACUUUGGAAUGGGAUCCACCAAGCCACCCGAAUGGCAUUUUGACUGAGUACACCUUAAAAUACCAGCCAAUUAACAGCACGCAUGAAUUAGGCCCACUGGUAGAUUUGAAAAUCCCUGCCAACAAGACACGUUGGACUUUAAAAAAUUUAAAUUUCAGCACUCGGUAUAAGUUUUAUUUCUAUGCACAAACAUCAGCAGGAUCAGGAAGUCAAAUAACAGAGGAAGCAGUAACAACAGUGGAUGAAGCUGGUAUUCUUCCACCUGAUGUAGGUGCAGGCAAAGUUCAAGCAGUAAAUCCCAGGAUCAGCAAACUUACUGUCGCAGCUGCUGAGACCUGUGCCAAUAUCAGUUGGGAAUAUGAGGGACCAGAGCAUGUCACCUUUUAUGUUGAAUAUGGUGUAGCCGGCAGCAAAGAAGAAUGGAGGAAAGAAAUUGUAAAUGGUUCUCGGAGCUUCUUUGGGUUAAAGGGUCUAAUGCCAGGAACAGCAUACAAAGUUCGAGUUGGUGCUGAGGGGGACUCUGGUUUUGUGAGUUCAGAGGAUGUGUUUGAGACAGGCCCAGCAAUGGCAAGCCGGCAGGUGGACAUCGCGACGCAAGGCUGGUUCAUUGGUCUCAUGUGUGCUGUCGCUCUGCUUAUCUUAAUUUUGUUGAUUGUUUGCUUCAUCAGACGAAACAAGGGUGGUAAAUAUCCAGUUAAAGAAAAGGAAGACGCCCACGCUGAUCCCGAAAUCCAGCCCAUGAAGGAAGACGAUGGCACGUUUGGAGAAUACAGUGAUGCAGAAGACCACAAGCCUUUGAAAAAAGGCAGCCGAACACCUUCAGACAGGACUGUGAAGAAAGAAGACAGUGAUGACAGCCUUGUGGACUAUGGAGAGGGAGUGAAUGGCCAGUUCAAUGAGGAUGGCUCCUUUAUUGGACAGUACAGCGGGAAGAAAGAGAAAGAGCCAGCUGAAGGCAACGAGAGCUCAGAGGCACCCUCUCCGGUCAACGCCAUGAAUUCCUUUGUUUAAUUUGUAAGCUCUUUGCCAAUAUCCCCUUCCUCUUAGAGGGUUUAUCUUAAGCACUUGUCAGUCAGCCUUCUCAUACUGUGAACAUAGAGGCAGAACGUAUAUAUUCUACUGUAUGUUAGCACUAUGAGAACAGUUAGAGCAAGAACAUAACUCAGUCAAAUGAUAUGUGACUGUGAACUGCAGUGCAAAGGGCAUACUUUUUCAUUCAAAAUAGGCAUUCUUGAUUUUCUCAGAACUGAGAAAAAUAAUCCACAGAUCAUGUUAUUUCCUCUUCAGGAUACAGUUCAAUAGGAUGCAUGAAAAAUGCUGCACAGUUCAAGGACAGACCUGUGUGUGCUAUUAAAACAUGGUUUGAUACUUUGUUUAUACUGUUCUCAGCUGAACCCCCUAAAUAUGAAUUCCGUUUUCAUUGUCAAGAGUGUUACUGUAGUAUUCUCUAGAACUUCAAUGUCUUUGUGGACAUUGUUGUGAAAUUGGUGACUCUGUGUCUAGCUGUUAGUCUUUUUGGGAGACUGUUAGGAACAGUAUGUACAGUAUAUACUUGCUAAAUGAGUUAAUCACGACCGUUGCAUUUGCUGAUGCUUACUGAGACUCUGUUACCUGCUCUUUGCUCUUGUUACCUCGUAGCCUUCUUAAUCUUCCAGGUAUUACAGCAGUACAGUGUUCCACUUUUUACAUCAUCUCUAUGUUCAGUUGUUUUUAGGCAUAAACAAGGUGUAUUGCAAUGCAUUCUGGCAUUUGUGCCAUACAGAAAGAAUCACAGACAAAUCACUCCCAUUCGAUUCCAAAACCUAUUCCAGAAAGCACAGGGCAAGACACAUGCAGUGCCUUCAGACAAGCAUUCCGUGACACACGGCCUUCUGCAUCGAAGGCACGGCUGACUCAGAGUCCUAGACUGCUGUCAUGGUCUAAAAGUAACUUUUAAACAACGGAGAUCAUGAAAACUCGCCAUGCUGGAAAAAAAGGAAAUGUGGAAAUAAAAUGAAUAAGACAACAUAUUUUAAGGAGCAUUUCCCCAUACGCAUAAAAAGAGAAACGUUAUCACCAACUGGAUCACAUGAUGAUUUUUUGAGGGGCGGGGAGUCUUUUAUAAUUUCGACUAAAACAAGUCCCAUUCAGUAAGAAAGAUGUCAACUUGGUGUAAAAUUUUAAAAACCACAAGUUAUUCCAAGACUAAAAGCAUACAACAGCAUGCCACCAGGAAUAUAUUAUUCUUAAGUCUUUACCUAUGUGGCAACUUUUUUAAACUCUCUGCAUUAAAAGACCUGUAUGCAAAUGGCUAUGGACACAUUUCAGAAUCUAAAAAACCGGGUAAGUGCUAACAAGGCCCAGAGUCAAGCGGAUUACUAUCUGCAGCUUCAAAACACCCAUAUAUAUGCUACCAUAUGUAUAAACAAUAUCUAUCAAAUGGUUUACCUCCACAUAGGAAAUUCUAUAACAACCUAUGGUUGAAGGAAUGCUCAGUUUCAUUUGCCAAUAAAUUGGUUUCUCAUAACUUGCAUCAAGUUUAAUUUUAAGUAAAGCUUUUUAUAUGUAGAUAUUUUGUUGAAUUUGUACAUACACUUAAAUGUAGAUGCUAUAUGCUUAUAGGUGUCACACACAAAUAAACAUGCAAACGUGUUUAUGUUGUACUGUAUACGAAGUUAGCUAAUUAAUACAGUGCAUGGGGUUGGAAAGCACUUCAAUACCUUUGGGUUUUUAUUUUCCUCUUUUGCUGUGAAACUGAACUAGUGAACUAUCCUACACACGGACAGCAAGUUUCUAGAUGAACUCUUCCGAGCUUUGCCCGUGGGGCUCAGUAACCUAGUCAUGUGGCAUCUUUGAUACAUGUGGGUAAAGCACAGUUUGAAGCCAUCCCAGGUAAAGAUGGCCCUGAAUACUUCUGUGUCUCCUUCUCUGAUUUUUCACAGAUCAGUCUUUCUAAUGGAACCAGGCUUGUCUUGGUAUCAGAGAGCACAAAGAUACAAGUUACUUUAAAUGUGCCAGUGUUUUGGGGGAAACAAUAAAAGUACAGGUUUGACUCUUCCGUAACGGUAGAUGCUAAAUUUAUCUGUGCAUGCAGGGGGCACUUCUGUAAUAGUGCAACAGGUUUUGUAUUAAAAGUUAAAUGUGGUUUUAAAAGCCCCUCUCUUUUGUAAUAUAUCAUGUUCCUAGUGGAGUGUGAGUGUCCGAUGGUAUAUGUAACGGUACAGGCAGGUACAACUGGAUUUUCAUCAAAAAGUAACUAUUAAACAGUUUUGAUCUCUUUGUGAUUUUUAACUUUUUCAAACAUACAUUUCCUAAUGUUUUAAAAUAGGGCAAAUUUUUAUUUUUGCUUUUAGAAGCACACUAUAU